CCAGAAAAAUCGAAACGGACGACGGUGGAGGGCAACGGACGACAGGCCUAUUCCUGUCCCCUUCAUACCGUGCGGGCCCACUAGAAAUCCCUCCACACGAGCCUCAGCCAAUAGCAUUCCGAGGAAACGGAUGGCUUCUCCCCUCCCAGCCAAUCCCCUUCGAGAUAAGGCCCCUCUGUGGGCCCCAAAAAUCCCUUUCACUUCUGCCAAACCGCCACGACCCUAAAAGCGCACCGGUGGGCCACUCCCACUCCCAUAAUUGCACCACCCCGCUCGUCCCCCCUUCCUAAUCGUAAUCAACUCCCGGAUAUUUCCCCUUUUUUCUUCACCCACUUUUGGCCCGGGGUAGCAUAAUCCUAGUUUUGUGCGAAAAGUCUGGCAUGAGCCACCACCACUGCGACAAGCAGCGCUCCUCCGCCGGCGCCCUCGGCGCCAAGACGGCCCGCGCCUGCGACAGCUGCCUCCGUCGCCGUGCCCGCUGGUACUGCGCUGCCGAUGAUGCCUGUCUCUGCCAGGCUUGCGACUCCUCCGUCCACUCCGCUAACCCCCUCGCCCGCCGCCACCACCGCCUUCGACUCAAGACCACCUCCUUCUCCCCUCCUUCCUCCGCUAGUUCCGAUGAUGCACCCCCGCCGUGGCUCCACGGCUUCAGGCGUAAGGCCCGCACCCCUCGUGGCAAGCCAGCGCCGGCCGGACCUCCGAAGUUAGAGCCACUCGUGCCGGACCUCGAGGCGGAUGAGAAGCUGCACACCGAGGAGGAGCACCUCCUCUACCGCGUGCCCAUCUUCGAUCCCGCCCUCGCCGAAUUCUGCUCCCCGCCGGCGCUCGACGACGCCAACGCUCUUACCGACGAGGCGAAGCCUGCGGUGCAGCAGCCGCCCGAGCAUGCGCACGUUCCUGCAGCUGCUGCUGGGUUCCACCCAUCCGACCUGGACCUCGCCGAGUUUGCAGCCGACGUGGAGAGCCUCCUCGGUCGAGGGCUCGAUGACGACACGUUCUGCAUCGACGCGCUGGGCCUGAUGGAUUCGGCGGAGGAUGACAACAAGGGGCGAGUGAAGGUGGAGCUGGACGUCGAUGCAGGGGGCGAAAGGACCGACUUCGUGGCAUGUGACAUAGAUGUGGAGAUCGAUCUUUCUCGGGAGACUCUGGACCUUGACUUCGGCUGUGGAUCUCCGGCAGCAGUGGAGGACCUCGAAGAGCAGGAAGCUGCAGAAGAGGCAGCCAUGGCGUCCGAUGGUGGCUGUGGAACGGAAGCAGUGGCGGCAGGUAGGAGGAUGACGCUGAGGCUGGACUACGAGGCGGUCAUCGCUGCGUGGUCUUGCAAGGAUUGCUCCCCGUGGACCGACGGGGAGCGGCCGCAGUUCAACCCGGACGACUGCUGGCCGGACUUCACGGGCAUGAUGUGGGGCGGCGCAGGUGGUGGACGGGAGGUGGCACCGGUGUACGGAGAGUUGGGGAUGGUGGCGGGGGACGGAGGGAGGGAGGCGAAGGUGACGAGGUACCGGGAGAAGCGGAGGACGAGGCUGUUCUCGAAGAAGAUACGGUACGAGGUGCGGAAGCUCAACGCGGAGAAGCGGCCACGGAUGAAGGGUCGCUUCGUCAAGCGCGCGGCGUUCCCGGCCGUGGGGCCCGCGGCGGCCUCCUUUCCUUUUUGACGACCGUUGCCGGGGGAACAAAACCGCAAACGACGGAGCAGUAGUUCCGUGCUGGUGGCAGUGCCUCGCCGCUCUUUGAUAUGCUGUACAAAUAAUAACCCUCUCUCUCUCUCUGUCUCUGAGAUUUGCCGUUCUUGUUGUUUUCAGUACUUCUGUGUAGGUGGGCCUCUUUAUGUGCCUAAACCUCAAUCAGAUGUGGCUGGUUAUGCCUCCUUUGUUGCUGGGACGAACAGUUCGUCCCAGUUUCAUGUCAUCAGUGUAAAAACGUCUUUGGUCUACAAAUAAUAGAUGGAAGUAGAUUUAUGAUAGAAAA
This is a messenger RNA of Elaeis guineensis (African oil palm), 1968 nucleotides long. Its product is annotated as zinc finger protein CONSTANS-LIKE 16. The record is from RefSeq and is a predicted model, not a curated record. Gene Ontology annotation, molecular function: protein binding; zinc ion binding. Gene Ontology annotation, cellular component: nucleus. Lineage: Eukaryota; Viridiplantae; Streptophyta; Magnoliopsida; Arecales; Arecaceae. Gene Ontology annotation, biological process: regulation of DNA-templated transcription.